Molecule: messenger RNA, 2568 nt
Organism: Agelaius phoeniceus (red-winged blackbird)
Lineage: Eukaryota; Metazoa; Chordata; Aves; Passeriformes; Icteridae
Gene: DMGDH
Product: dimethylglycine dehydrogenase
Cellular component (GO): mitochondrion
Molecular function (GO): protein binding
Source: RefSeq, a predicted model, not a curated record
AUGAGCGCGGUGCUGCGGGGAGCCCUGCGGCGGCUGCGGCCCCCGCGCCGGCCCGGGCCCCUCGGCGCCCAGGGGCGUAAAGAAGCCUCAUCUCCUUCCUUAGGGAAAGACAGGGCAGACACAGUGAUCAUCGGAGGUGGUUGUGUUGGUGUGAGUCUAGCCUAUCACUUGGCUAAAGCUGGCUUGAAAGAUGUUGUUCUGCUAGAAAAAUCUGAGCUCACUGCAGGAUCUACCUGGCAUGCAGCUGGUUUAACGACUUAUUUUCAUCCUGGAAUAAACCUGAAGAAAAUCCAUGCUUACAGCAUCAAACUCUAUGAAAAGCUGGAAGAAGAGACAGGACAGCCCGUGGGGUUUCAUCAGCCUGGCAGUAUCAGAAUUGCUUCAACCCCUACUAGGGUGGAUGAAUUCAAAUACCAAAUGACUCGUGCUGGUUGGCACCCAACAGAACAAUAUUUAAUCACACCUGAAAAAGUGCAAGAGCUAUUUCCCUUAUUGAACAUGGAUAAGGUUUUAGCUGGCCUGUAUAACCCUGGAGAUGGUCAUAUUGAUCCUUAUUCUCUAACUAUGGCCUUGGCUGCAGGAGCCAGAAAAUACGGUGCUCAACUAAAUUAUCCUGUGCAAGUGACUAAUCUGAACUCCCGAUCAGAUGGCACAUGGGAAGUUGAAACUCCACUUGGAAUAAUCCAAGCAAAGAGAAUUGUGAAUACUGCAGGCUUCUGGGCCCGUGAUGUAGGCAAGAUGAUUGGCCUGCAGCACCCUCUAAUACCUGUUCAUCAUCAGUAUGUUGUAACAUCAACUAUACCUGAAGUGAAAGCCCUAAAAACAGAAUUGCCUGUGAUCCGUGACUUAGAAGGAUCAUACUAUCUAAGGCAAGAAAGGGAUGGUCUUUUGUUUGGUCCGUAUGAAAGUGAGGAGAAAAUGAAGCUCCAGGAGUCAUGGGUAACAAAUGGAGUCCCACCAGGAUUUGGAAAAGAACUUUUUGAGUCUGAUUUAGACAGAAUAAUGGAGCAUAUCGAGGCUGCUAUGGAAAUGGUCCCUGUUUUGAGAAAAGCAGACAUCGUAAACACAAUUUCAGGUCCUAUCACCUAUUCUCCAGACAUUCUUCCUAUGGUGGGACCACAUCAGGGUGUCAGAAAUUACUGGGUAGCUAUUGGUUUCGGGUAUGGCAUUAUACAUGCUGGUGGCAUGGGAAAGUACCUCAGUGACUGGAUCCUUGAGGGGGAACCUCCAUUUGACCUGAUAGAAGUAGAUCCAAACCGCUAUGGAAAGUGGACCACCACAGAAUACACAGCAGCCAAAGCAAGAGAAUCUUAUGGCUUUAAUAACAUUGUUGGUUACCCUAAAGAAGAAAGAUUUGCUGGGAGACCAACAAAGAGAACUAGUGGGCUGUAUGAUUUGCUAAAGUCAAAAUGUUCAAUGGGAUUCCAUGCAGGAUGGGAGCAACCCCAUUGGUUCUACAAACCUGGAGAUGAGACUGGAUACAAACCCAGUUUUCGGCGCACAAAUUGGUUUGACCCUGUGGGUCGUGAGUAUAAACAGGUUAUGGAAAAAGUUGGUGUGAUUGACCUGUCACCAUUUGGCAAGUUUAAAGUAAAAGGCACAGAUUCUGUUAAACUGCUUGAUCAUCUAUUUGCAAAUGUUGUUCCGAAGGUGGGUUCCACAAAUAUAAGCCAUAUGUUAACACCAAGAGGAAAAGUUUAUGCUGAGCUAACUGUCUCUCAACUGGAUCAUGAAGAAUUCAUGCUUGUAACUGGGUCAGGGUCAGAACUCCAUGAUCUGAGAUGGAUAGAAGACAAAAUAACAAGAGGUGGAUACAAGGUUGAAAUAGAAAACAUGACAGAUGAGAUGGGAGUACUUAGUGUAGCAGGUCCAUAUGCACGACAAGUCCUCCAGAAGUUGACAAAUGAAGACCUAAGUGAUGCUUCAUUUAAAUUUCUCCAGUGUAGACAUCUGAAACUUUCCAAUAUUGCUGUUACUGCCAUUAGGAUAUCUUACACAGGUGAAUUGGGCUGGGAGCUCUACCAUAGAAAAGAAGAUUCUGUACGUCUUUACAGUGCAAUCAUGGAAGCUGGGCAAAAAGAGGGAAUUGAUGACUUUGGAACAUAUGCUCUAAAUGCUUUGAGGCUGGAAAAGGGUUUCCGAGCCUGGGGAGCAGAGAUGAACUGUGACACUAAUCCCUUAGAAGCUGGACUGGAGUAUUUUGUAAAGCUAAACAAGGCAGCAGACUUUACAGGAAAACAAGCACUGAAGCAGAUUAAAGAAAAGGGGCUCAAACGACGACUGGUAUAUCUCACCCUGGAAACCGAUAAUGUUGAUCCAGAGGGAAAUGAAAGCGUGUGGCACAAUGGCAAGGUAAUUGGCAAUACCACAUCUGGAUGUUUCAGCUAUGGAGCUCAGCAGAGUCUAGCUUUCGCAUAUGUUCCCAUGGAACUCAGCAAAGUUGGACAGAGAUUGGAAGUUGAACUUCUAGGUAAAAAUUAUCCAGCAACCAUUAUACAGGAGCCACUGGUGCUGACUGAACCAACAAGAAUGCGCCUUCAGAAAAAGGGUGAAAGUCCCAAAAUAUAA